AGCUACUUGAGUUUGAGAACUAAGUUUGUUUGAUCAUCAAAGGAAAAAUAGUUACAAAGAUGUCGAGAUCAUUGUUGUCAUCGUCAUCCGAAAAGAUGAAGUUUCUAACAGCAUUGAUAGCUCUUCAGUUUUGUUAUGCAGGGUUUCAUAUUGUCACUAGAUUUGCAUUAGACAUGGGUGUUAGCAAAAUUGUUUACCCUGUCUACAGAAACAUUAUUGCUCUCGCUUUGUUAUCUCCCUUUGCUUAUUUUCUAGAAAAGAAGGAAAGACCACCAAUCACUUUUCAUUUCCUAGUCCAAUGCUUCCUGCUUGCAUUAUGCGGGAUUACUGCUAAUCAAGGAUUCUACAUACUGGGAUUAUAUUAUGCAUCACCAACAUUUGCAUCUGCAAUGCAAAACUCAGUUCCUGCAAUUACUUUUGUAAUGGCUGCAGCUCUAAGACUAGAGAGUGUUAGCAUAGCAAGAAGAGAUGGAAUAGCAAAGAUAUUGGGAACAAUAGCAAGUGUAGGAGGUGCCAUGGUCAUUACUUUAUACAAAGGACCUGCUCUUUUGCACUCAACAUUAUCACCAUUUACAACUUCAUCACCAAUUGAGAAUCAAAACAUAGUGGAUUUGUCAUAUCAGAAUAAGCAACAAAAUUGGACAUUGGGCUGCCUUUUCCUGGUUGGUCAUUGCUUCUCUUGGGCUGCUUGGAUGGUUUUUCAGGCUCCAGUACUGAAAAAGUAUCCAGCAAAACUUACAGUGACUUCAUUUACAUGUUUCUUUGGGUUGUUGCAAUUCUUGGUCAUAGCAGCUUUUGCUGAGACAGAUAUUGAAAAGUGGAAGUUUCAAUCUACUGGAGAGCUUCUAACCAUCCUUUAUGCUGGAGUGGUGGCAUCAGGACUGGUGCUUUCAAUUCAAACAUGGUGCAUUCAUAAAGGGGGACCUGUUUCUGUUGCUGUGUUCCAACCAUUACAGACAGUCUUAGUGGCUAUAAUGGCUGCCCUUGUACUUGGUGAUCAAUUAUAUUCUGGAGGGAUAAUUGGAGCAAUCUUCAUUAUGAUUGGUUUAUGGCUAGUUUUAUGGGGAAAGAAACAGGAGAAGAAAUGGGAGAAUAGUACUGACAAUGACAAUGAUAUAACAAAAACUCUUCUGGAUGAAGAAAGCAGGGGAAAGAUGGAGAAUACAACUGCAAUUUCAUGUGAAACUAAGUGAUGAAAUGUAUUUUCUCCGUCGUUUAAAAAUUGCUGCUUUCAGUCACUAAUUUGCGGGACAAAUUAACACCAUAGUCUCAAAGAAAAUGUAAAUGUAAAUGUUUGUUUUCUUUUGUGUUUAUAUAGUAUAGGGAAAUUCAUUUUAUUUGGUUAAUUACAAUGAAGCUCGUCAUGAAUGAAGUUUUUAGA
This is a messenger RNA of Papaver somniferum (opium poppy), 1381 nucleotides long. Its product is annotated as WAT1-related protein At3g18200-like. The transcript has 7 exons. Gene Ontology annotation, molecular function: transmembrane transporter activity. Gene Ontology annotation, cellular component: plasma membrane. The record is from RefSeq and is a predicted model, not a curated record. The coding region runs from base 60 to 1193 and encodes 377 amino acids. Lineage: Eukaryota; Viridiplantae; Streptophyta; Magnoliopsida; Ranunculales; Papaveraceae.